AUGUCAACUGUUAUUGAGAGUGAUGAUGAUCUAAACAAAAAUCAAAGUUUUCCUGAACAGACAUUAAUCCAAAAUUAUGAUAGAAAUAACAAUUCUAAUAAUGGCGACGCUAACACUUUGCAGAACGGAGAAGAAUCUCUUACCAGACGAGAAUUAUACCCAGGAAUGGUUAAUAGAGUUUGUGACGUAUGUGGUAUAAGACCGGAGGAUUAUAACAAAAAACUGAUAACUGAGAUUUAUUAUUCAAAUUACGUGAAGAAAAGAAGAACUAUUCAAGCAAAUAAUACCGAUAUUGGGAGGGAUAAUCAAUCAUAUAAUUAUCCUGGAAAGAAAAGAAGAUUUUGGUAG
Arxiozyma heterogenica is the source of this 348-nucleotide messenger RNA. RefSeq lists its product as uncharacterized. Lineage: Eukaryota; Fungi; Ascomycota; Saccharomycetes; Saccharomycetales; Saccharomycetaceae. The record is from RefSeq and is a predicted model, not a curated record. The coding region runs from base 1 to 348 and encodes 115 amino acids. The transcript has a single exon.